Epinephelus moara (kelp grouper) is the source of this 7745-nucleotide messenger RNA. RefSeq names its product nck-associated protein 5-like. NCBI's taxonomy places the organism in Eukaryota, Metazoa, Chordata, Actinopteri, Perciformes, Serranidae. The transcript has 14 exons. Bases 676 to 4944 code for a protein of 1422 amino acids. The record is from RefSeq and is a predicted model, not a curated record. Gene Ontology annotation, cellular component: microtubule plus-end. Gene Ontology annotation, biological process: microtubule bundle formation; microtubule depolymerization.
CACAGCUGAGAAUUAGAGAGAGAGAGAGAGAGAGAGAGAGAGGGAGAGGGAGCAGUGAAGUGGAAAUAUGGGUGAGCAUCAGAGAAAGACAGAAAUAGAGCGAUAAAGCAGUGAAUUAGGCAGAGGCAGAGAGAGGAGGAGGAGAAAAACAGUUUUUCAGUGAGGCGGUGAUGCUUCGUGCAGACAAGGUUAUUUUCUCGUAGCAGAGAGCUCUCGUCGUGUGCGGAUGUGAGAACCUCAUGGAUUUGCUCCCGCCUGAGUCUCAGCGGAAUUCAUUGCAUCUGGAUCCAAAACAACUGCAGACGGAGGAUGCGACUGUGGCUGGAUGCUAGGAUCCAUGUGGGCCUGUGACGUCUGCACUCCUCUCUGUGGCUACCUUCUUCCCCAUAAGGAUGGCUCCAGCGGCACUGACCCAGAUUGUGGAGUCCUGGCUCUUCGCUGUGCACUGCUCCUCCGGUGGUCUGUGAAUGUGAUGCGCACGAGGAAUGCUCUACACCUCGGCGGUGACCGCUCAGCCCGCUGCCUCUGCUGACAUCUGUCUCCGUGGAUACACACAGCCACUGGCAGGCUACGCCACUAAGACUGAUCCAUAAUAAUAAUCCCCAGCUGGAGAACAAACAACAUCUGGGCGUGGAGAGAAGGGAGAGGGUGAAGUCUCAGCAGGGUUGGCGGCAGAUGGUGACACUGCAGCAGCACUUCUCCAGCAUGGAGGAGACGGUGCGCACGCUACUACAGAACCAGGACUCUCUGGAGGGGCCCAAGGUGGACCCACUGGAUCUCAUGAAAGCGUACAAGGACAAACUCCUGGAGGAAAUGUGGAAGCAGCAGGACAGUCUGGAGGGUCCCACAGCCACAGUGGCAGCAGAGAUGCCUACCUCGCCUGAGGCCGGCGGAGGGUCGGAGGAAAAUUCAAAGGACAACAAUCCCCUGCUCGAGCGACUCAGAGCCCUGGAGGCUGAGAACUCAGCUCUGUCAAUAGAAAAUGACAAUCAGAGGAAGCAGUAUGAACGCUGUCUGGAUGAGGUCGCUAACCAGGUGGUCCAGGCCCUCCUCACACAGAAGGACUUGAAAGAGGAAUGUGUGAAGCUGCGGACCCGUGUAUUUGACUUGGAGCAGCAAAACCGCAUACUGAGUGUGCUGUUUCAACAACGUGUCAAAAUGUCCACGAUUCCUGUCUCCCAGGACAUCCAAAGGAAUGGAAAAGCAGGUAUUCCUGCAGGAAGGUGGCCCAGCCUGCUGAGUCUAACAUGCCCACGAAGUAGUGGUAGCGGCAGUGGCAGUGAACUGUCUCUAUCCAGUGCUUGUAGUGAGUACUCCAGUGGCUCCCACACGUGGGCAGAAGGACGUGGAUUCUCCAAGCAGUGUGUCACAAGCCGUGACAAAAGGAUGAGUACAGGUUCAGUAUCCAGUAAUCACUCUGCACCCAUCGAGCAGACAGAACUGGGAUGGAAGGAAGGCCACAUUCUGAAGGGCCUGAAGCGUCUCCAAAUGUGCAGCUCCAAAGAGGCAUCCUCACUUGCAUCUGUGCCACACUGCAAAGAUUGUAUGACCUCCAACGAGGGCAUAUACUCACUUGGUGUUAAGUGUGGCCAACAAGGGAGUACAGCCAAGCAAGUAGCCCCUACAAGUAAACCAUUCAAGGCAGGAGCAGGGACUGCUGCCCUAGACUCUGAUGAUGCAGAUGAUGAUUCAACUAAAUUGCAAAGUAGGGAAUCUAGUGAUCAACAAGCAAAAGAGCUUGUUUGCUUGAAGACACUGAAUGUCACAAGAGAUGAUGACAACAAUUUUCAAGAAGACCCUGAAAAACGUGCAGGGAAUUCUGGUCUUUUUCCCUCACCUGUCACAGACAACUUCUUAUUUCUGGAGGGCCCCACAGUAAAACCUGGUGUAAGCCCAACAGAUAGCCUUACACAUCUGGAGGACCAGAACAAAGACUCGCUAGAAAAACACAAGCCUUCAGGCACGAAGUUAAGUGACAGAAACAAUAAUCAGGAGAGAUCUACUGACCGUAAAUCUAGACUUGAUCACGUCAAAAGACAACACGGCAGACUUGCAGUCAAGCAAGCUGAAGCAGGGACAAGUGAUGUGAGCUCUUCUAUUCAGUAUUCUGCAACAAGAGCUCUGAGCUGUGUGAGUGUAGCUAGACAGCGCAGCUCCUCAAUGGAAGUUCCUCACUGCAGAGACCAGACAAAUCAAGCUGGCAGGGAAAGCCAGAACUACACCAUCUCAGAAUCUCCACAAAGGAAACCAAAACCUCAGCCUUGUGACUCAGCAAGAAAGGCUUUCAUUCUGCGGAGUAAGAGUGCAGAUGGAGGGAAGGAACAACCGAAGCAUACACACUCUCCUCUCCACCAAAAGCUUAUCAAGGGUCACAGGUCCAAAGGACAGUCAAACCCUCCUGGGCACAGUGUUCCCAGCAAAAGGACAAAUCUCAGUAAAACACAUUGUUCAAACAAGGUAUCAUUAUCUAACCUUGAGAACAAUGAAGACAUUGUGCUAUCGACAAGUUCCAAGUCUCUCAAGAGUGUACGCUCUCCCCUUGCUUCCCCUGUGAAACAUUCAAAAACAUUUAAGCCUCCAGGGAUCAAUGAAAGCUCAAAGAGCCCAACAAAAUCACCACUGCAAAUCACUAGACUUCAAUCAAGCAAUGAGUCUUUGGAAGAAAGCAUCUAUGACAACUUACCCUGCUCUCCGCGAAAACAACGGCGCCAAGACCAACACUGUGAUGUUUCCCAUUCGGAACAUAGGUCCCCAUCUCCACCACCACCCCCAGGUCGAACUACUUCUCUUGUCCUUAGGCCCAGUUGUGACAGCUUACCCAAAGCACAUAAAACUGCAGGUCAUGUUCAAAGCUCUACAACAUCAAGCACCACCAAGCCACAAUCAAAUCUUUCUUCAAUUUUACAGUCUCAACAGUCCAACAUAACAAAGGAUAAUCAACAUGUAGCCCUACAAAUGGGUGCUGAAGGUAACCCACUGAAAGAGAUUCCUGCCAAGCUCUACAAUACACACUCAUCCAAGAUGCCACCUGCCCUAGGUCAAGAGUCCCAACCUUUAGAGUCCGUCCAGCUAUCUAUGGACAGAACUGCAACAUGCCAUGAUGAAAAUGGUAUGCCCUCAAUUUUUCCAAAUCAGAACAUCUUACAAAGAACCCAACAAAGCAUUAGUGAGCCAAAACUUUCUGAAGUCUUGCCUCAGGCAUAUUCUAAUGUUUACUACCAUGGGAUUACCAAUAAUCCUCAGAGUUCCACCUCAAGAGCUGUAAAAAUGGCUCUUCCUUUAAAUGCUAAAUCUCAUGAGGCAAUCGCUGGACAAGACACCAGUACCUUCCUAGUUUUUGGAAGACAUAACAAAGAUGAUCCAAACUCGACUGCAAAAAGUAUCCAGACUUUUCAGACUUUUACCUGUGAUCCCAAGAUGGUACAUGAAUGUGGAGCUGAAGACAAAGCCCGCAGAAAGAUUGAGACCCGCUGUAACUCGCUGGACUCUGAGCCUUCAGUUCAACCUGUUGCCUCAGACAGUGGUGUGAUGUUAGAUUGGGGAUUUGAUGAGGAAGGUUGGUUGUUUAAACGAUCUGUUUCUGUGUCAACUAGACCUCCCCUUAAGCCAGUAAUGGGCAUGAAUGGGGCUAAAGCUCGUAGCCAGAGCUUUGGUGCACGCUACAUGGACAGGCCAAGCUUCAACAGAUCUGGAAAGGUCCGUACCCAGAUCAAAACACACUCAGGGAGCUCCUUGAACUCUCUCAGUGAUGUCCUUCCAGGAAGUAUGAGUUGCUCCAGUAGCUACCAUUGUCCAAUGAAUCGAUCCCUUUUAAACAACUUCUUGAUUGAAGAGGGUCUGACAGUUCCUUCACAUCUGGGGUCCUCCAGUGAAAGACUUCAGAGUCUUAAACAGCAACGAGAGCAGGCGAGGCGCCUUCAGAUUGAGCAACAGUUUUCAAGCGCCUUUGGUGAACCAGUUUCAGAAGAACCAGAAAGACAAAGUACUAUAACCACAAUCGAAGAGAAAGUGAUGCUCGGCAUAGAGGAGAACUUACACAAGUCUCAGGAACAGGAGAGAACCAGUGAAGUGAAGCAAAAAUCUGGCUCAACCUUGGCAAACUGGUUUGGUUUUCGUAAGAGUAAGCUACCUGCUCCAAGCAGCAAAAAGACUGAUCCACCUAAAGUAAAAGAGGAGAAGAGGGAGCAAAAGAUUACAUCACUUCUGGGAGGAAAACAGACAAAGUCUGACAAAAAGAGAGACAGAAGAAAAAGUGAUGGAAAAGACUGCUCUGUAGGGAGAAGAGAGUCUCAUGAUGCAGUGAGGGCAUGCAUCUCAAUGCCCUGCCCAGGAAUGUCCCUGAAUGAGAUACAAGGACAUACUGACAUCAUCGGGGACCCGAAGAUGCAGAUGAUGAACCUGAGACCUGAUGGUGAAAAUGGAUCCACAGUGAAGAGCCCCAACCAGGAUGCUGUAAUAGGCUCCGGCUGCAAGAUGCGAACGUUGGACAGUGGAAUUGGGACCAUCCCCCUUCCUGAAUCCUGUUCCUUCUUCUCCUCUAUCCUGCACCUUCUCCCCAAAUCCUCAUCAACCCCAGAACAGUCCCUCAGUCCUCCCAGUGUCCCUGGUUCCUCCAGUGAGGAUGUGUCUCCUUCCCCAUUACCCCGGUGGAGGAUACCCUCCAGCUUUAAGGACAGCAGCCAUUCAGGGGUGCCAAACUCCCUCUCCGACUCCUCCAUGACCCAUAUCCAGUCAGUGCCUUUCCCCACUGUGGCCUUCCUCCAGCCCAUCCAACCCCAGUCUGAACCCAUUGUGACCUCUGCCAGUUUGUGUGAUACCCAGAGCAGGCUACCCAGACCACCACCAGGUGCAAUGGAACCAAAAAAGUUGACCUACAUCAAAUCAAAAACAAGAGCCACUCCGAGCCAACAGAAAGAGCAGACAAGACUCCAGCUUGCCAACUAGUUUAUGAAGCUGACUGAGUCAACCUGAAGCAAAGAAUCAAGCAAUCAGUUGAAUUUAUCACUCUAACACACAUGGAGGAUACCGAAAUCCCACAGUUUGGACACCGCAUCUCUGUAUCAGGAUGAAACGCUCAGAGCUGGACAACAAGUGAGCUUGGCAUUGUGGGCUUCCACCUGUGCUCAGUGUAGUUUGAGAUACUGAGUAGCCUUUGAGGUGUAGUAAUGAACCUUCUGGCAGCCAUGUUGGUGGUCUGCAGCUCAUUGGCAUCAGCUGUGUGCAGCUGAUUGAAUUUCUAAAUGUACUUCUCUGCUGUCUCACAGGACUGGAGGUAAACAGACAUUUACAUUUUCCUGUUUUUUUUGUGUGUUUUUUUCAACUUGUUCUUACUCCAAACUCAUCAAAUACUGACGCUUGGUCAGUGGCCCUCGGCGUCUGAUGUUGACACACCAAGGCACUCUUAAGCAUCUAUAUGAGAUUGAACUGUGAUGCAUCACUAUUAGACACUCUGAGAAACUGACGCAGUAUAAAGAGCAAGGGGACUUUCACCCAGGAGACGGCUGUUUGUCUUCCAUGUGAAACCAAAGGUCACCACUGACUUAUUUUAACUACGUGACAUAUAUCAUGUGACAUACCCAGAGCAUCAUUUUGAUGCAUAGGAUCACUGACCAAGCAUCUGUAUUUGAGAACUUGAGAGUAAGAAUCUGUAAUAGAAGUAAUCAUACUAAAAUGUGAACACGUGACUGAUUUUUUUUUUUUUUUUUUUGGUAUCAGGUUAGCUACUGUAGCACUUUCAUGGCUACCUGUUAUCAUCAUUAUCUUAGUUAAACACAAGCUAAUGCAUGUAGGCCUGGUUUAAGCUAACACUGGUGGCCAACAGCUGCAUUUUUACACUGCUAUGUAAUAACCAUACUUGUUAGCUAGUUAAGCUAACUGCAUAGAAAAAGAACAACUAAAAAUAGGAAGACAGUUUCCAGUGUUGCAGUAACCUGAAUGCUAAAAAAACCCCACAACUAAUCAGAGAAUUAGCUCUACAUAACUCUAACUGACUUAAUUGAUCUUCCACUGCAGCACACAGCUAUCGUCUUUAAAAAGAUACUUCUCACAUUGCAACUCCAACACCAUGUAAUGGGUACAGCAAUGUUAUUGCAACCCUGUCACCAACAAAUUAUGUUCACGUACAACUAACUGAGUGCCGCUAUACCGCAGAAAUGGAGGAGUAUAAUCAAAUGAAUAAACUUUUCAUUUUUACAGCCAAAAUAUUUGCCACAGUACAGAAAGGACUGUCAAUACUAUGUGGACUCCAACAAGGAUUUGUCUACUCAUCUAUAAUCUACACAUGGAAACACAUUACAGUAAACUAUUUUAUCAACUUUUGUAACCUGGUGGUUAAAAUUGCAUCAAUUAAAUUUGGCCACUAGGGGACAAAACAAAACACAAUGACAGACAGAGGCUGUGUUUGACAUUGCAUACUAACAUACUAUUCAUACUAAGUAUGAUGUAAAAUAAGUAUAUAAUGCAUUCUAACCAUGGAUGUGUUAAGAGAACUGGAUACAGCAUUAGAGGUGGGGCCCCAUUCAUUCCUAUGGAAGUUGCCCAGUGGUGCAUGAGGCCAAAAACAUUCAACUGCCACUUAUGCUACCGGCCGAGCUGGCUACUUAAUUUUAGUGCUUCGCUAAUUUGAACGGUAAAAAAAAAAAAAAAAAAAAUUAAUCUAGCAGUUCUAGACUUUAAAAAUGGUACCGGACUGAAUGGAUCAAAUCCUGGUUGUGAAACAAAUCUUUUUGGCUGGUGUGUCAUUUACAGACAUCUUUACAGACAUUUACAGACACCUCUUUCCCAAUGUAAGUCUAUGGGAAAAUGUUUUUUGGGGGGCCCAAUGGCAUCAUGUGAUGGGUUCUGGAGUUUCAAUUCUGUUUGGGGGCCUAGUUCCAACUGCAUAGUAUGGGAUUUUGUGAAUGCAAGAAAUGGAUGGAUGUAUACUAGAUUAGCAAGAAUUUCUGAGUAUGAGACAUGACUUUACUCAACAUACUCAACCGCCCCGAAACUCAAUAUGGCUCUUCACACUGUCCAAUGAUGGACUGUGAGGCAAACUGUUUAAAGCAUUAACCGCUGGCCAAAAUUUAAUGAUGUUAAAGUACAAGGCGGCACAGUGGUUAGUAUUGUCGCCUCACAGCAAGAGGAUUCCUGAUUCAAACCUAGGCUGGGGGGCUUCUCCCACAAUCCAAAGACAUGCAGGUUAGGUUAAUUGGUGACUCUAAAUUGCCCAUAGGUGGGAAUGUGAGUCUCUAUGUGUCAGCCCUGUGAUAGUCUGGCGACCUGUCCAGGGUGUACCCCGCCUCUUGCCCAAUGUCAGCUGGGAUAGGCUCCAGCCCCCCUGCGACCCCUAACAGGAUAAGCAGGCACAGAUAUGGAGUAAUGUUAAAGUACAGUUAAGAGGAAAAGUGCGGGGACACACAUAAUGUAGUGUAGAAAACAACACUAAAACAUUUAAUAAUUUUAAUUUGCCUUAAAAUAACACUGGAGAGAAUUAAAUGUAGUGGAAGAGGUACUGUUGAUUUAUAUUUGUAAUAAACUAUUUUCAUUCAAAUGUUAGUCGAUAAUGUUGUGAUGAAGAGAUGAUAUAUUGCUUCAGUGUCAACAGUCUGCUGGUAAUGGCAUUCAUUCAUCUUCAUCCUCUUGAGGUUCGCGGGGGGGGGCUGGAGCCUAUCCCAGCUGACAUCGGGCGGGAGGCAGGGUACACCCUGGACAGGUCGCCAGUCUAUCGCAGGGCUGACACAUAGAGACAAACAACCAUUCGCACU